AUGAUACCUCAACUUGGAUUAACCCUAGUCAUUUAUUCAUGUCUGUUUAUUGUACUUUUCCCCAUAGAGGCGCCAAUAUAUACACUAUUAAUGGGUCCAUUUGGCAUAGUUGCCGCCUGGUACUCUAUCCUCCUGCAAGCAGGGGCACUUUCCCUUUUGAUUGUCAACCUUUUCCUUAUGCCCCAUAUCCAAAGAGUUGCCUAUGAUGCUGUUUUAAGUAGAGAAUUUGCUGAUGAUGUAGUAUUAAUGGCUAAGAUUAGACGUGCUGGUAACGUACCUUUAUACAUUAGAGUUGUAAGGUACGUGUUGAUGCUACCUGAUCUUUCUUCACUACCCAAUACAAUUGCCAAAGCAGUUGCAAUAUUCAUUCUUAAUUUCAUUCCAGUUAUUGGCCCAGUCUUCACUAUUGUAAUACAAUCAGGUUCAAGAGGCUUACAAGGGCAUCAAAGAUACUUCCAAUUGAAAGGAUAUACAAGAAGACAAAAAGAUGAUAUUUUUCGAGCUCAUAGAGCUGAAUACAUGGGGUUUGGAAUUGCGGCAUUGAUAUUAGAACUAAUUCCUGUAAUUAAUCUAUUUCUUGUAUUUACGAAUACGAUAGGUGCUGCAUUAUGGGCCGUUGACAUUGAAAGGAAAACCAAAGCAAGAGAAACUUCUGCUGAAGAAUGUUGCAUUGAUCCACUUCAAUAAAGAUAAAUAUUGUCAACGCAUCCAAAUCCAGCAGCUACUCCUCCUUCAUUGCUAGUGCUAAAUUUAGAUCUUAAUAACCAACCAGCAUUUUUGUUUGUUAAUAUGUCCCCAGUUGAUUCAUUGAAUAAAAUUGUCCCAAAUAUACCUAAUUCAGAAAUAAUAUUUUCAUGGAAGAUUUCUCCAUUUCUAAUAAUCUUGUUCUUAUAGUUAGGAGGGUUUAUAAUUUCCAUUAAAAUAUAUGCUCCCCAUUCGCUUUUAUCAAGGCUGGUUAAAAAGCCGGGAAUGUUUUCCUUGUAAAUGUUAUUACCACCUCCUUCUCGUUGGGGCUUCAAUACAAAUCUUUCCGGAUGUUCAAAUGCCAACUUUUGUGCAAGUUUCCCCUCCUCACUAUCGUCCAAUGGAUAAAUGGCAACAAAAGUAGACAAUAUUUUCUCAAUAUCUUGAGUGGAUGAAUUUGGUAAUAACUUAGAAACAAUUUCUUUCUUGGUUAAUAUCUGUUGAAUUUUUUUGGCACCCGAUAAUUGGGUUAAUACCGAAGGACAUUUAACUGCCAUGGAUUUCUCCAACAAUAAUCUUGCGGACCAAGUCUUGUCUGGAUUGAUAUCAUAGUCACUUGGUGCAUAACCUGAUCUAUAGUAAACCACAGAUACUUCAUCCAAAGUUGAUUUAAUGUACAAUUUGUCUGAUUUGAUGACCACCUUUUCACCCACAUCUUCCAAAGUAAGUCUGUGCGAUUUAAUCCCAUGGUUUUUAAGUAAUGCAUAUUCAAUAUGUCUUUGGUCAAAACAGUUUCUUUCCCCUGGUUGGACAAUAAACAAUACGAUCGUCUUUGAAUCUUGUUUUUUGUCAUUGUAAUGGAAAUCAGCAUCUGCCAAUCCGUGGGCCAAUUCUUCAAUUGAGUUUGAAAUGGGGAUUUCUUUGUCUUCAUAAUACUUGGAACUAUGCGCUUGGUCAUACGCACCACUGCUAUUCAAGUAAUUGUGCAAUUCACCAAUCUUCGUAGACAAUCCCCCAAACGAAACACUCACAGUAUUGAAUUCAAUUUGUUUAAUCUCGUUGCUGUCACUAUGAACCAUAUAAUCUGAUCUAAAUAACCCUAAACUCAAGGGUUGGACCAAUUGUCCAUGUUUGUCGAGCAGCUGUUGAUAAACUUCAAAUAACUUACCUGUGAAAUCGGCGUCAUACUUGGAUAAUUCCUUCAAUAUAUCAACUAACCAUGUCUUUUCUUUUGUCACCACAUUUAUGUAUAACUCAUUGUACAAUUUUUGUAUUUCUUGAGCGGUUGUAAAACUUGAUUUAGGCAAGGGAGUAGGGAAUAAAGUGAUGGGGGAGUUGUUAGCACUGAAGUUGUUGAAAUUUGGGGGAUACAUGACUAACCCAUUACCAAGACACCAUUGUAAAAGAGACUCAGUCAAUUCGACUUCAUUCUCAGGCGAUAAUUCAGGGAAUGGCUUAGGGGACAUGGCUUUUAGAGGGGUGCGAAGGGAGAUUAACGAGUGAUACCGGCU
Messenger RNA from Spathaspora passalidarum NRRL Y-27907, 2195 nucleotides. RefSeq lists its product as uncharacterized. The transcript has a single exon. Bases 1 to 687 code for a protein of 228 amino acids. Gene Ontology annotation, cellular component: prospore membrane; ascospore wall; lipid droplet. The record is from RefSeq and is a predicted model, not a curated record. NCBI's taxonomy places the organism in Eukaryota, Fungi, Ascomycota, Pichiomycetes, Serinales, Debaryomycetaceae.